Molecule: messenger RNA, 4239 nt
Organism: Closterium sp. Naga37s-1
Lineage: Eukaryota; Viridiplantae; Streptophyta; Zygnematophyceae; Desmidiales; Closteriaceae
Source: the annotation of a GenBank genome assembly
AUGAGGGGAGGCAAGUUCCAGCAGAAGGUGGUGGAGGAUGGCAGCACGCGGAACUCGGAAUCGCUUUUCGAGACGCGUUCUAUCGCGGAUAUCGUGGCGAUCGAGGCGCGCACGAGGAAGGAGGUGGAGGAGAAGAAGGAGGAGCUGCGACAGCUGGUCGGCGCGAGCUAUCGCCAUCUGAUCGAAUCCGCGGAUUCGAUUCUCGAUAUGCGCAGGUCGUGCGAGGCCGUGGUGCGCAAUGUGGCAGCCAUGGAGUCCGACUUUUCGCUGCUGCACAAAACCAUCUCCACCACCGCCACCACCACCCCUGCUGCUGAUGCCAAACGCAAGCGAAAGGAGGCUCUGUACGCGCUGGGCAGCCGAGUCAAGUAUCUGGUGGACACUCCAGAGAAGAUCUGGGGGUGUCUGGACGAGCGAAUGUUCCUGGAAGCUGCGCAGCGGUUCAUGCGCGCAUGGGAGGUGCACCAGCUGCUGUCGCCCUCCCCGGCUGAUGGAGCAGCAGCAGGGGGAGGGUGGCAGGCGCAGCAGCAAGGGUUGAUGGCGUCUUUUCCGCUGCUGCGGCAUCAGUGGCCGCUUGUGGAGACGUUUCGCACCCAGAUUGUUGAAAGGAGCAGGGAGUGUCUGCAUGAUGCAUCCCGCAUUCCAGCAGCCGGGGUGGGGGAGUAUGCAGCAGCACUGGCAGCAGUGGCAGUGAUGGAAGAGCUCUCGUCCCACGACCUCCUCGCUCUCUUCCUUGAUGCUCGUAGAGCGUGCCUGCGCUCCCAGCUCGCCUCUGCCACCUCAGCUCUGGGCGCUGGGGGGAGUUUUGCUGAUGCGCUGGCAUCACUGCUCAGCCAGCUGGUUGCCAUGAUUCAGCUCACGCUGUGCCAGACGGGGCAGCUGUUCCUGGAGGUGUCCUCAGCCGAACGAGCAGUGCUGCUGGGGGUGCUGCUGCAAGGAGCACCGCAGGCGCAGCUGUUUGGCGGCAUCCCGCGCCCCGACAGGGAGCUCGCGCUCUGGCACCGCCACAGGGAUGCUCUGGAAUCCCGAUUGCCGUCCCUCAGCAGCAAAGAGGUGGCAGAGGCUUGUCAAAAUUGGCUGAAAGCAUGCGCUGCUGACAUUGCUGCCGAAUCCAGGAACCUUCUCAGCAGGGUCACCCAGAUCCGCCACCUGGCGCAAGCAGAGGCCGCCACGCGUGCAGCGAUUGCCAACAAGGACAUCUUCUCCGCCAGCCUGGACUGGCUGACGUCAGCCUUCGGCUCUCCCCCUGAGUCCCCCUGGCGGGCCCUCUGCGAGCUGCUACUAAAGGAGCCUAAGGACCUAUGGAGCGAGUUAUUUGAGGCGGCGUUCGCACUUAGAGCGCGGGAGAUCAUUGAUGGGGCGUUCGCGGGUGAAAAGGCAGCAGGUUUGGCAGGAGGAGACAGGAGGUUCGGGGCAGGUUGGGCGAGGCUACCCCCUCUCACUGACGUUAUAGGCCAAUCAGGGUUCGAAGAAACAGGCGGGUUUGCCGUUGGGGAGGCAGUUUGGGGCAGCCUGGGAGAGGAGUUGGGUGCGGUGGGGCUGGGUAAAGGUGGGGGACCGGGAGGAGCAGGCGGAGGGGGGAAGGAGGGUGGGAAAGAGGGUGGGAAGGAGGGACGGAGGGGGAAUGGAGAGGCGGUUUUGCGUGGCACACAGGUGUACGAGCCACAGGUGGCAGUGGUAUGGCAGCAACUAGACUCCAAAAUCCAGGAGAUUCUGCUAGAUGCCCUCACGCUCCUCCUCCCACACUCUGCACUCGCUCCCUCUGCCCAUCAAUCCAUCUCCUCCUCAUCCUCUUCAUCGGAUUUCUCUACCCCUGCCUCCGCCGCCGCCGCUUCAGCAGCUUCGGCGGCGUCCCGAACCAAGGAGCUGGCGCCGUACCUGCAGGAUCGGUGCCACGAAUGUGUGAUGCGGCUGGUUAGGCUGCUGGCAAGCAGGCUUGGGGACCUACAGAAGCAGCAGCAGGCAGAGCAAGUGGAGAGGGCGGAGGGGCCGGAGGGGGCGGAGGGGGGAAGGAGAGGAGAGGGAGAGAAUGGCAGUGUUGAGAGCAGCACUGAAGGCGUGGCAGCAACAGCAGCAGGGGAAAGAUCACCAUCCAACGGUCCAGAUGCAGCGAAUGCUCCUCGGAGGUUAUCCGCGCAAGUGGCGGUCGAACAGGCUCUCCUGAUUGGCCGGCUUGCGGCGGCUGUAGCACAGAGCUCGUCCUCCCUAGCUGUAGCGCUUGGCCCCAGUUCCACCUGGCCGGCUGUAGCAGCAGCUGCUGCCGCUACAGCCAGUGGCGAUACUGCCGCAUCGGUUGAUUCAACUGCUGCUGGAGCAACCUCAGAAGCUAGUACUGGGGCGGUUUAUAACGGGGAUGCUGGGAGGGAUGGGGCGAGGGCAGGGGAGCCAGUGUUACAGUGGCCAGCCCAGGAAGUUGUUGGGAGUAUUAUUGCAGCAGCGGUGGCAGGAGGGGGGGGUGGUGGCAGUGGGAGUGGCGGUGGCGGUGGUGGUGGUGGGUUCAGCUGGAUGGGUGGUGGUGGUGUGGGAUUUGGAGGAGUGGGAGGGGGGUCGGGCAGGAGGGGUGGGAGGAGGGUGACGGAACUUGCUGCUGUUACGGCGAGAUCGGCUGAAUUCGCUCGGCUGCAUGAGAUUCAAAGGGAGCUGCGGCGGCUGAGCAUCUUGGCCCACUCGCACUGGGUGACCCACAGCACCCGCCUGCUCGCCUCCGCUUUCAGCCGCAAUCUCAUGCACGAUCCAGCUCUCACCACCGCAACUCCCCUCAAGGGCUGGGAGGAAACAGUGGUGCAGCAGGAGGGGGAGGAGGGCGAGGCCAAGGUGGAGAUGCGAAUGACCCUCCCAGCCUGCCCCUCGCCCUACGUGGCUUCGCUGCUCUUUGCCGCCUCUGCUGAUGUGCACCGCGUGGGCUGCCACUCCCUUGACCGCCUCGUGCUGAGGCUGUUUGCAUGGGAACUCUCAGAGCAGGUUCUGGCAGCCUACGAAGCCAUUGCCUCUGCUAAGCGUGCAUCAGAGAAGGGAGUGCUGCAGCUGCUCUUUGACGCGCGUCUGCUAUCAGACGUGCUCUCAGGAGGGGCAGAGCUGCCUCUGGAAGCACUCAGAGAAGGAGCAGGGGCAGCAGCAGCAGCAGGCGGGGCUGCGGCAAGGGUGGGGGCAGCACAUCAACGGCUCACAACGCACGUGGCCGCGCUGCUGGAGAAGCUGCAGGAGGAGCUGGACCCCAUCGACAGAGCUGCUGAGAGAACUUGCCAGGCAGGCUGGAAGAAACGAGUGGCGGCGCUGCAGGAGAAGCUGCAGGCGAAGGUGGAUCCCAUCGACAGAGCUGCCUGCCUGCCCUUCCUGUGGCAGAACCAGCUAUGUGCACGCUUCUACCUGCGCUCAGCAGUGCUCUUCUCUUUAGCCAUCUGGCCUAUCUCCUCUCUCACUCAUUGUCCCCAUGCACCCUACCAUCCACCCCGUCCUCCCCUCUCUUCCCCCUCUCCCCUCUCACCCCCCCUGCCCCAGCUAUCUGCCCUUCCUGUGGCAGAACCAGCAGCGCUUCUACCUGCCCUCAGCACUACCUGCCCUUCCUCUGGCAGAACCAGCAGCGCUUCUACCUGCGCUCAGCACUAUCUGCCCUUCCUGUGGCAGAACCAGCAGCGCUUCUACCUGCGCUCAGCAGUGCUCUUCGGCCAUCUGGCCCAGCUGCAUCGCCUCUACACCGAUGCUGCCCCGCGCCAUCCCUACGCCACAGACGCCAACACUCUCGACACCGCACCGACCGUCCCCCGUUUCACCUUCCUCCCUAUAAGCUCGCCACUUCUGGCCAAUGGCGGGCUGGCACCUGGCGGUAAGCCCCGCCGUCCAUCCACCUUUGGAGACGUCUCACUAUCCGUUUCUGGUUCAAGCAGCAACAGUGGUGCUCCAGUUUCCCGAGUGCCUAGUGGGUCAGGGGCAGGGGUAGCUGCAGCAGCAGCAGGUGGUGGUGGGUUUGGAGGGGUUGGAAGCGGUGCGUGGGGAGAAGAUGGGGCUCUUGGAGGGGCGUUUUCGUUUGCAGAUUCGACGGGGCUUUCUGCAACACCCAUUUUCAAGUCACUUAUGGGUCAGGUCAAACUGGGGUCGAUCCUCGGGGAUGGCAGUCAAGUGACGCGCAACAUUUCCAAUCUACAGGAGAUGUUCAACCAGCCCUCGCAAGCAGCUGGGCUGUUCUCAUCACUUACGAGUGCCGCUGCUGGCAGCUCCUCACGCCUGCAAGAGCUGUUUUGA